CAGCCUCCAUCGAUCGCUCCUCCCUCUCUGACAUCCAUUGCUCGCGGCUGGAGCGCGGCGCCAGUAUCCCAGAAUGCAGCGGGGCGGUUGAAGAUGGCGGAUCUUCACCGGGAUGAUCCCGAGCUGGAGCCGGAUCCGGGAUGUGUCCCAGGGCUCCACCCCGAGGAUGUAAAGGCUCAAAGCCAUUACAGUCAUGGCUACAGUGAUUCACUGGCACGGAAGGGCCAUAUCGAUGACUACAGCACCUGGGACAUUGUCAAAGCCACACAAUAUGGAAUCUUUGACCGCUGUCGAGAACUUGUGGAAGCAGGUUAUGACGUACGGCAGCCUGACAAAGAAAAUGUUACACUUCUGCACUGGGCUGCUAUCAAUAACAGAAUUGAUCUGAGCAGAUACUACAUCUCAAAGGGUGCGAUUGUGGAUCAGCUUGGUGGAGACCUUAAUUCCACCCCUCUUCACUGGGCAACAAGGUACAGGAGGAGGCCAUUCAGCCUGUUUAACCUUGUUUUCAAUAUCAGUAACAUCAAUAUCCCAGAAAUAGUUCCAAAUCAGGAAAUGGAAGAGAGGGAAGACAUCAGGGACAUUGUAAUCAUGAAAGAAGUGGGACUGAGUAAACAGUUGGAGCUGAGGGCUGGCGAGUCCCUGGAUCAUAAGACCAGAAGGGACCCUGACCAUCCCCAUCCCAGCCCCUCCUUCUCUGUCUCUCUGUCCCUGCUCUCGGGCCCUGGUCCUGACCUUGUAUUGAAAAGUGACCAGCAAUCUGUUAAGCCUAAUGCUGAUCCUGCCACACACUCCUUCAUCAUCAUCCAGGAGUCUGCCCGUCUCUCACUGAGGUUGUGUGGGACACUGCAUGACAUGUUUCAUAACGGUUUUGUGUUCUCUGCUCAGAUCCAGAAACCUGUUCGAUCCAAGCAUUGCGCUGUGUGCAACAGGUGCAUCGCCAAGUUUGAUCACCACUGUCCAUGGGUUGGUAACUGUGUGGGAGCAGGGAACCACAGAUACUUCAUUGGAUACCUGUUCUUCUUAUUAGGCAUGAUCAUUUGGAUGAUUUAUGGCUGUUUCUUAUACUGGAACAUCCACUGUGAGACUAACUAUCCAAAAGAUGGAUUCUGGACAUACAUCACGGAAAUUGCAAGCUGCUCUCCGUGGGUUUUCUGGAUGUUUCUGAACAGCCUCUUUCACUUCCUGUGGGUUGCUGUGUUACUCAUGUGUCAGAUGUAUCAGAUUGCUUGCCUUGGAAUAACCACAAAUGAAAGGAUGAAUGCAAGACGCUACAAGCACUUUAAAGUUACAACAACCACUAUUGAAAGUCCCUUCAACCAUGGUUGCAUUAGGAAUAUCAUAGACUUCUUUGAAUUUAGAUGUUUUGGCCUAUUUCGCCCUGUGAUGGUGGACUGGACACAUCAGUAUACAAUAGACUAUGACCAGACAUCAGGGAGCGGCUAUCAGCUGGUGUAGUGGGUCCCAUACCCACAGGCUGGAUUGAUUCACCAUCAACCCUUCGAACUGGUGCCUGACACAUUUCCUUCAGUUCCUUCUCUAAAAUCCACAAUGCAAUGUGUUGCUGAGGGGGAGGUGACAACCUGUGGUUUUUACAUCCUGAUCCGUCACAUUCAAACAUCAAACAGGGACAGUUUUGCUGCCUGUUUCUUUUCCCCAUUGUGAUCAAACUGUGGUAGAAGUGGACGGCCAAAAGGGACCCCUUAUUCAAAAGAAAUACAGACUGCUUUUCACAGGAAUUCGUUUUUGACAUAACAUUGUGUGGCUCUGAUUUCUGUGUCAGAGGAACAAUCAGGUAUGAAUUAUGGAACCCCGAUUCUGUCCCAUUCGCUCAAGAAAAUGAGUUCAAAAUUUGUCGUACUCAUCAGGAACGUGUAGAAAUGCAUCUGUUUUGAUUGAGCUGCUUGUUACGCAUUAAACACUAUUUACAUGGUACUUUCAGUUGCGUUGUGGAAUGCCAGAAAUCCAUUAAUCAAGAUCGUGUGCAACGAUAACAUUUAAAAUUGGUUUGUAUCAGUGGUUCAUUUACUCAAAAUACUUACUGUCUUUUAAUCAUGAUUUUAAGGAAUGAAUCACUGUCUAAUUGGCAUUUAUGGACAAUUAGAUAUUAAUAAUCAUUGACAAGAAAGUCAUGAGUAUGCAGGCCAGUGCUGUCUGUCUCACUCUCAUGGCCUGUAAUUAGUUGGGUUUGCACAAUUAUAAAGCAGGCUGCUUGGCAAUGAGUGUCAGAAAUGUUUAUUUUGAUGGCGUUUGAGAGGGACUGAGGGAAAGAGGAAAAAAUUUGCAUCAUCCAUCUCUUGUCACUCAGAAAGCAAGUUCUUCAGAGUGUUCAAGGGAUCUGCUGAACCAGCCAUGGAAAGAGACAGGUGUUUUGUCAGCCUUCCUGCCUAAACGGCUCAGGAUGAUGAGUGGCUCAUGCAGAGAAGGCAACUGGAGAGAAAAACCACAUUGUUGGGAAGAAAAGAACUCAAGUCCAAUUAUUACAAUCCAUUUUUUAUAGCCUUUUGCUUUUAGUCACAAUUGUCCAUCUACUGCUUUCUGCAAACUAACGUUUACAGACAUUUGAAAGUUUGGUCAAGUAACAAACUCAAGAAACCUGUGCAAAAUGCAACUUAAAUUAGCUCCUGGAGCCAGUGUAAAGAUUGGUUGUAUCUGUAUAUAAAUUAUUUAUCAACUAGUUUUAUUGUGUGUAUUUUGUCAGUGUUAGUUUGGAACUAUGAACUUAAAAUUUUCAACUCCAUCAGAAAAAAGAAGUGUAGGAAUGUAGUUCAUUUGCUUCCUGGUGGUGCUGUUGCUGUUCAGAACUAAUCAACCAUUGGAUUCACUGCAUGUCUGAUGCUUGGCAAAAAAAAAACUUUUAAAAAAAAAGGCAGCUCCCUCGAUUGUAGGACAUAAAACAUUGCAACAAUUAACAAUAAAGUGUUAUUUCAACAUCUUCCCCUUAGUGGGAAGAUCAGUCAAUUUGUAAAUAGUCAGUGUCCUGUGUUUGCAAAGUCCAAGAACUUUCAGUAGCUGUUUAUCUCAUAGUGGAGCCCACACAUAGUUUGUAAGCAUUGUACCAGAUAUCAUGACUUGCAGUAUUGUAAUAUUAGUCAACUUGAAUGUUUAUCACCUUUUAAAAAAAGCAAGAGUACUUUUUCUCUGUCAUUAAUUGGAGCAUAUUGCAAGUUUAUGCUCACAUGGGAUAUAAUAUCACAUUGUCUAGGCUCUCUGAGAAGCAGGACACACUCUGUUUGACUAGCUUCAAUUAGAAUGAGGACCAAGCAGGGAUUAAAAAUAGUCCAGGGUGAGAUGCUACUGAUUUCAGUUCCGCCAGCUCCAAAGGAGAGUUUCACCCCCUUUUAAAGUUUAAAACACUGGUAUUUAUCUGAUUUUUUCUUUGUACUAUGAAUUUUGAAUAACCUGUUAUUCACCCUCACUUUAAAUUCUGCAGUCACUACUCAGGCCAGUUUUUUUUUGUUGUGUGUGUAUCAGCAUCUCAUACUCGCAAUUAGUAAGAGUUUUACACUUCACUAAUACUUGGGCGACACUAUAUCCUGCAAAUUGUGAAUGUUUUGUUUUUGUAUGACAUUAUUUAUAACUGUGCCAAGUGUUUUGUUUUGCUAUUAUCCAGACCCUUUAUGUACAAUGUGGAGAACAAAAUAUAUGACUGUAAUAUUAAAGCUGGCUGUUCUUCCAA
Molecule: messenger RNA, 3679 nt
Organism: Rhincodon typus (whale shark)
Lineage: Eukaryota; Metazoa; Chordata; Chondrichthyes; Orectolobiformes; Rhincodontidae
Product: palmitoyltransferase ZDHHC17-like
Exons: 11
Coding region: 94-1458 (454 amino acids)
Biological process (GO): protein palmitoylation
Cellular component (GO): Golgi membrane
Molecular function (GO): palmitoyltransferase activity; protein binding
Source: RefSeq, a predicted model, not a curated record